Molecule: messenger RNA, 399 nt
Organism: Coccidioides immitis RS
Lineage: Eukaryota; Fungi; Ascomycota; Eurotiomycetes; Onygenales; Onygenaceae
Exons: 3
Coding region: 1-399 (132 amino acids)
Source: RefSeq, a predicted model, not a curated record
AUGGCUACCAUAUUAGAGUGUACCACACCGGUACACCCUUCGCUGGGUAGUGGUACAGCCUUGGAUAUCUGGUUGCAACAAAGAGAGGGUCAGGAGGGGCGGGGAGAGCAGCGUGUACAGCACAUGCCUUUGAGGCUUCCUUCUCCCAAUCCAAAUCAACAUAAGAACGAGACCGGAAAGCAGCCUCUGCCCACUUCAUAUCAAACAAGAGACCUGAUCACAGGCAUGCCCUCAAAACAAUUUGAAGGGUCGAAAGGUAUCUGCAAGUAUUCUAUCCGGGACAAGAUGCAGGGGCUGAAAACUCUGUCACAACAAAGGCUAUGCUACUGUGUAAAAGAAAGCCAAAGCACUCCGUACUCCAAUCUAAAAGGACAAACAUCUUCAAAAGGUCGGACUUGA